Molecule: messenger RNA, 1588 nt
Organism: Protomyces lactucae-debilis
Lineage: Eukaryota; Fungi; Ascomycota; Taphrinomycetes; Taphrinales; Protomycetaceae
Exons: 1
Coding region: 264-1547 (427 amino acids)
Biological process (GO): porphyrin-containing compound biosynthetic process
Cellular component (GO): cytoplasm
Molecular function (GO): catalytic activity; 4 iron, 4 sulfur cluster binding
Source: RefSeq, a predicted model, not a curated record
ACCGGUUUUGACGAUGCCAUUUGAAAGAGCAAGAUCCCACUAGCCAUUAGUUUUGCUGAUUGACUCGCUGAUGUACCUUGUCGUUGAGGAUUGCUUCGCUAGGUCGCUUGGCCUUGGUCUCUGAUGACAUGCUUGCGUGAGGAGUGCGUCGCCUUGAUGGAUGUUCUUGGAUUUUGAGUCUCUGGCAACUUCUCGGCCUAAACACCGUGACACCAAAUCCAAGUGUACAACCAAAGCUCAGCAAGAUGCAGCCUUGACCAUCGAUGCAUGGCGCCUUGUCCAUCUACGUCCACUACCCAUACUGCUCUCGCAUCUGCUCCUUCUGCAACUUCAACAAGUAUCUGCUCCCAAGCAGUACCAGCCAAGAUGCGCUCUUUGGCCACUACCAAAAAGAGCUCAAAUACGGCUUGAAUCGCUAUGCUGCUUCGAAUAGCUCGCGGAAAAUACGCUCAGUCUACUUUGGUGGAGGCACACCAUCUCUUGCUCCUGGAAUUGUUCCUGCUGUGCUUCAAACCAUUCUUGAGUGUGGUUAUUCCCUCGAUGCAGACUGCGAAGUCACGCUGGAAGCCAAUCCAUCCUCCUUGCCUAACUUACAACGGCUCUCUGAUGAUGGUGUCACUCGUAUGAGUCUCGGCGUUCAGUCCUUGUCGAGCUCAAAACACCUCGCCUUCUUCAGGCGAGAGCAUACCGUCAGUCAAGCCAUCUCGGCAUUAGAGCGUCUGGCUAAAGCUCGAAGCCUUUUCAAACACGGCUUCACCUUUGACCUUCUAUUUGGCAACCCAAUCCUGCCAGGUGGGGUACAGACAUCGCUACAGGAUGACUUGGCCCUCGCUAUACCCUUUGCCAAGAUUGGCGGCCAUUUGUCAUUGUACGAGUUGAUUGUUGAAGGAGGCACACCACUCGCACGUCAGAUUCAAAAGGAUCCAUCCAAUUGCAUCAUGCCCGAUCAAGAUUUGCGUGCAGAGGAAUAUGAACAAGCAGCUAAGGUCUUUCGACAGCAUGACUGGCUCCACUAUGAGGUCUCUUCGUUUGCAGCGUCAAAACAACAUAUUGGCCGUCAUAAUUUUGCCUUUUGGAUGGGUGCGCCUCUCCUUGGCAUCGGUCCUGGUGCACAUGGCCGACUUCCUCUUAAGCGAGACGAUGAGCUGGUGCAAGUACGCACGCGUAAUGUUCCAGAUCCAAAACGAUGGGCGGAGCAAAUCAAUACACUGCAACAUGGUUGCGCAAAAGAAGAUACACUGACGUCUGGUGAAUUUGCCGAAGAGCUGAUUGUGCUUGGCUUGCGCACAUCCGCCGGCGUCUCUGCAUCACGUUUCAAAGCGCUGCUUGCCGAGGGAGGUCAGAUCACCAACUUGUCGGAGCAUCUCGAUGUUGACGAGGUUUCGCAAUUGGUUGAGCAUGGAUUGCUUGUGUACAACGAGACCUCUGCUAUUCUCGCCGAUACGCCAGAUGAGUGGCAAUCCGCCUAUGAUCAUGGAUCAUUGAGGACAACUCAUCGUGGCCGGUUUGUGCUUGACACAAUGUUGCCACGUCUGUUGAAGUCCUGAGAGCCCACCCUAUCCAGUCAGUUUCAUACUUAUACUCAAAG